CCCGGUUGACUUCGGGAAUACUACAGCUGUUAUUAAAUGUGAUUGAUUUCAGCAACUAAGUAACUCUUUUCUCGUUAUUGUGUAUUUGAGCAGACGAGGUAAAGUUGUUAUAUAUAUGACCACGGCUUGUGAUUCUCGUUUAUUAAUCAGUCACGUUGAUCUAUCCUCUGAUCCCGUAAGUGAAACUAACUUCUUUGGCUAACGUUAGCCAAGUUAGCUCGGCUGACUUGUUCAUGGCACCUCUCCGGGUCCUGUGUAUUCAUGGAUACCGUCAGAACUGCAGCUCCUUCCGUGAGAAGACCGGAGCUCUGCGGAAGCUGCUGAAAAAAAACGCGGAGCUGGUUUACCUGAGCGCACCUCUCAAAGUGCAGCAAGCCAGCAAGGAAGAAGUUGCUGAUAAACAGAAUGAUUCAGCUCCUGAGUCUGGAGGUGAUGAUGACCCCAGGGGUUGGUGGUUUUCUGACAUCAAGGCUCUGAGUUUCAGCGCUCAGCAGCAGUGUGAGGAGAGCCUGGGGCUCGACGAGAGCGUGACAGCUGUGAGAGAAGCUGUGAAGGACCAGGGUCCAUUUGAUGGCAUCCUGGGCUUCAGUCAGGGAGCCGCUUUUGUUGCCCUGCUGUGCUCUCUUCAGGAGCAAAAACUGGAGCCAGAUUUCAGCUUUCGCUUUGCCAUCAUCGUGGCUGGUUUCUGCAGCUUGUGCACGGAACACCAGAAAUUUUACAGCUCUCCCAUCCAGAUGCCCUCCCUGCAUGUGUUUGGACUGGAGGACAGAGUAAUCCCUGAUAAGAUGAGCAGGGAGCUCCUCCCCUCCUUCCAAGACCCCCAGGUCCUCAUUCAUCCUGGUGGCCAUUUUGUUCCUGCCGCAUCUGCUCACAGGCAAACAUACCAGGACUUUCUCAAGAGGUUCCAGUGAAAAAUCAGUCACAGGAAGUCCGAAGGGAAUGUGUGACGAUUAAUAGAAUCAGGCUCAAGCGCUUAAAUAUGGCUGGAGAAUGUUGAUUAUUUAAUGUUCAGAAACAUCUUGUGAGAAAAUAAUUGAUUCCAGAUGCACACUGUUUAUUUAAAGUACUCUGCUCUGUGUUUCUUUUUGUGAGCUGAGCAAUAGUCUUACUAUAACCCU
Archocentrus centrarchus (flier cichlid) is the source of this 1118-nucleotide messenger RNA. It is a transcript of the gene ovca2, whose product is annotated as OVCA2 serine hydrolase domain containing. Bases 234 to 911 code for a protein of 225 amino acids. Gene Ontology annotation, cellular component: cytoplasm; nucleus. The record is from RefSeq and is a predicted model, not a curated record. Gene Ontology annotation, molecular function: hydrolase activity. Gene Ontology annotation, biological process: response to retinoic acid. Lineage: Eukaryota; Metazoa; Chordata; Actinopteri; Cichliformes; Cichlidae. The transcript is spliced from 2 exons.